CAAAGUCUACGGAGUACUAUGUAGGUAUUGGUGCUGUACGCCCCGUCCCACCGAUGAUCCACUUUCAAGACCCCACGUGGCGCACGGCCCUUUGGGUGGGUUUGGCGCAGCAGGCACCUUCGGGCUACUCGACCACUCUAGCUGGCGCGUCUCUACCAACUUGAACGCGUCGCAGGGCUCAUUCCCACUUCCCGUCUUCCAUCACCUCGUUGUUGAUAUCAACAUCGUAUCCUGGAAAAAUGCCAUCUUCCGAUGACUUGGCUGACGGCGAUCCCCCUGUGAUCGAUCCUUAUGAGAUUCUCGGGCUCGAGCGUGAGGCCACGGCUGACCAAGUCAAAUCAGCCUACCGGAAGGCAGCACUCAGAAACCACCCAGACAAGGUCUCAGACGACCAAAGAGAUGAGGCCAAGGAAAAGUUCCAGUCCAUUGCCUUCGCAUACGCCAUCCUCUCUGACCCGGCAAGACGCAAGCGCUACGAUACCACCGGCUCAACUUCCGAGUCGAUUGUCGACUCUGAAGGCUUCAACUGGUCCGACUACUACCGCGAGCAGUUCCGCGAUGCGAUAUCUGCAGAUGCAAUCGAGAAAUUCGCAAAAAAAUACAAAGGCUCCGACGAAGAGAAGGACGAUGUCCUGCUUGCCUAUGAAGAGCACAAGGGUGACAUGGACAAGAUCUACGAGUCAGUAAUGUUGAGCGACGUCCUCGAGGACGACGAGCGCUUCCGUAAGAUCAUUGACGAUGCCAUUGCCAACGAAGACGUCCCACGCUUCAAGCGAUACACAAUGGAGAGCAGACUGUCCAAAGCGGCCCGUGUCACAGCAGCAAAGGGCGAGGCGCAGGAGGCCGAGGAGUACGCCAAGGAACUAGGCGUACAUGACAAACUUUUUGGCGACAAGAAGACCAAGGGAAAGAAGAAAGCCAAGGACACCGGCGAAGAUGACCUGGCGGCGCUCAUCAAGAGUAAUCAGCAGAAGCGUGCUGGGUUCCUGGAUGAUCUCGCCGCCAAAUACGGAGCCACCAGUCAGCCGAGGAAGGGGAAGAAGAGAGCUGUCGAGGAAGAAGAGCCGUCAGAAGAAGCCUUCCAGGCAGCGGCUGCGCGAUUGAAGAAGGCCAAGCCGGAGGAGAGUAAACCCGCGAAGGCAGGUCGAAGAUCGAAGCGGUAGAAUUGGCAUUGUUGGUUUGGCGUCUUGGGAACUGGGUCACAUUAGGCAAGGGGUCACGGGAAAGGCUGGAUUCGACCCAAUAGUAUGACGGAGUUGAAGUGAAUUGACUAUCAAGAAUGGCCGCGCUUUUCGGCCUUUUUUCUUUUU
Molecule: messenger RNA, 1310 nt
Organism: Colletotrichum navitas
Lineage: Eukaryota; Fungi; Ascomycota; Sordariomycetes; Glomerellales; Glomerellaceae
Product: DnaJ domain-containing protein
Exons: 2
Coding region: 240-1163 (307 amino acids)
Cellular component (GO): nucleus; cytoplasm
Molecular function (GO): heat shock protein binding
Source: RefSeq, a predicted model, not a curated record